AUGACUGGGUUCUUCUGGAACGUGAGAGGAUUUAACAAGGAAGCUAAGCACAAAGUCGUCCGUCAAUGGAUACAGAAUAAGGGAUUGCAGUUUGGUGGUCUGUUGGAAACUCGAGUCAAGGAGAGCAAAUCAGCUCAAAUUGUCUCAACAAAUUUGACAGGCUGGUUAUUUGUAAAUAAUUACGAGCUUAGUAGAAAAGGGAGGAUAUGGGUUCUUUGGAGUUCGCAAGUCAUAGUGACCCCGGUCUUCAAAUCUGAUCAGAUAAUUACGGUUUCAGUUCUUGUGGAAGGAGAAGACGAGGAGAUUCUCUGCUCCUUUGUCUAUGCGGAAAACACUGCAGAGAAGAGAAAAGAGUUGUGGGAUGAUAUCAAGUCUCAUCAGAAUUCACCAAUGUUCAAAAACAAGGAAUGGGUAAUAAUGGAAGACUUCAACGAGAUACUAGAUGGGGAUGAGCACUCCAGCUACCAAGAUUCGGGUCUGACUACUCCAGGGAUGCGGGAUUUUGAAAGUGUUAUUCAACACUGCAAACUACUCGACAUGGGUUAUCAGGGUCCGAAGUUUACUUGGUGCAACAGAAGGGGCGAAGGAACAGUUUGCAAAAAACUGGAUAGAAUUCUGGUAAAUGAGACCUGGCUCAACCAACGAACCCAAGCUUAUGGCAUUUUUGAGGCGGGAGGAUGCUCAGAUCACCUUCGGGGAAGAUUUCACCUCCGGGCUGAGGCAGUGGGUAAGCGCAGACCUUUUAUUUUCUCAAAUGUCAUUGCAGAAACUCCGGAGUUCUUGGACACAGUCUCGGACUAUUGGAAAGAUACAACACCUCUGUUCCAGUCCACAACUGAUCUCUUCAGAUUCUCUAAGUAUCUCAAAGGCCUUAAACCUUUGAUCCGAAGAUUGAGCAAAGACAAGCUUGGAGCUUUUACGAAGCGGGUAAAAGAAGCUUACCAGGACCUAUGCGAGAAACAAGAGAAGGUGAUGUUAGACCCUACCCAAGGAAACAUCUUAACAGAGCAAACGGCAGCUGAGAGAUGGCAGAGGGUCUCAAAUAUUGAGGAGAAGGUCUUCAAGAAACGCUCUAAACUCCACUGGCUGCAAGUAGGAGAUAGAAACAACAAAGCUUUCUACAAUGCUGCAAAGGUCAGAGAAACCAGAAAUGCUAUCAGAGAAAUCAAGUGUUCCUCGGGGAACAUUGUCACUUCCCAAGAGGAGAUCAAAAACGAGGCUGAGAGAUUCUUCAACGAGUUCUUGUCUUUGGAACCUCCGGGUAUGGAGGAGAAGUCAGUUGUGAUCUCCAAGAUCUCGUACCCUUCCGCUGCAAUGAUGAGCAAAGGGCAAUGCUGA
Messenger RNA from Brassica oleracea var. oleracea, 1338 nucleotides. RefSeq lists its product as uncharacterized. Bases 1 to 1338 code for a protein of 445 amino acids. The transcript has a single exon. Gene Ontology annotation, molecular function: catalytic activity. The record is from RefSeq and is a predicted model, not a curated record. Lineage: Eukaryota; Viridiplantae; Streptophyta; Magnoliopsida; Brassicales; Brassicaceae.